This is a messenger RNA of Habropoda laboriosa, 787 nucleotides long. RefSeq names its product programmed cell death protein 6 (gene Alg-2). Gene Ontology annotation, molecular function: calcium ion binding. Bases 174 to 746 code for a protein of 190 amino acids. The transcript has 4 exons. The record is from RefSeq and is a predicted model, not a curated record. NCBI's taxonomy places the organism in Eukaryota, Metazoa, Arthropoda, Insecta, Hymenoptera, Apidae.
GUGACGUGUACGUGACGUUGAUUGCAUUUCUGCGAAACUUUUUGCAAACUCAAUUCACGUUAUUUUAUUUCGUCUUUCAUCAUAAUCACUUGCAAAGUAACAUUGAGUAGUAUAACUAAUAAAGAUAAUUACCGUUCAUUUUAUAUUUUACGACAAUCAAAAUUAAUUUUAAAAUGUCUUUUGUGUCGCCCAUGCCUAGUCGAGAAUUCCUCUGGGAUGUUUUCCAAAGAGUUGACCAAGACAGAUCUGGUGCAAUUACUGCAGAUGAAUUACAACAAGCUCUCUCAAAUGGGACUUGGACACCAUUUAAUCCAGAAACUGUUCGUUUAAUGAUUGGUAUGUUUGACAUUGACAAAAAUGAUCCUGGUUCUUCAGGUAUGUUCGAUAAAAAUCAGAAGGGAACAGUCAGUUUUGAAGAAUUUGGAGCUUUGUGGAAAUAUGUAACAGAUUGGCAAAACUGUUUUCGAUCAUUUGACAGAGACAACAGUGGAAAUAUAGACAGAAAUGAAUUAAAAACAGCUCUCACAAAUUUUGGAUAUCGGCUAUCAGAUCAAAUAAUAGAUACACUUAUCCGUAAAUAUGACAGAGCUGGCCGUGGAACUAUUUACUUUGAUGACUUCAUUCAAUGCUGUGUUGUAUUAUAUACAUUAACUGCUGCCUUUAGACAAUUAGAUACAGAUUUGGAUGGUGUAAUUACAAUUCACUAUGAACAGUUCCUAGGCAUGGUAUUUAACCUUAAAAUAUAAAGUAUUUUUGUGCUUCAUCGAAGUUAUUCUUGCCUACCUUG